Molecule: messenger RNA, 437 nt
Organism: Drosophila biarmipes
Lineage: Eukaryota; Metazoa; Arthropoda; Insecta; Diptera; Drosophilidae
Product: tenecin-3-like
Exons: 1
Coding region: 43-351 (102 amino acids)
Source: RefSeq, a predicted model, not a curated record
AGCAGAGUUUCCACCGAGCUAACCAAACCUACCAAAGAGAAAAUGCGUUCCUUCAUCCUGAUUGCCCUCUUCGCCCUGAUUGCCGUGGCUGCUGCCCAGGGAGGACCUCAAGAAGGACCACAGGGUGGACAGCAAGGUGGACAACCAGGUGGCCAGGAAGGACCUCAGGAUGGUCAGCAGGGCGGUCAACAAGGAGGACCCCAGGGGGGACAGCAGGGAGAUCAGCAGCAAGAAGGUCCUGGCGGUCCAUGGGGUCUGCCCCCGAACGGAACAGUCUCCUCCAACAGCACAACCUCAACCAUCGAGGCCAGCACCACUGAGGCCAGCUCCACAGAGGCUUCCUCUGCCUAGAAUAUAGCAAGAUCAUUAUCUGAAGCCAAUUUCGGGCUUGCUGCAGUUCCUUAUACUUAAAGUUAAUAAAAGUUAUUCGAAGAAAA